Messenger RNA from Hypoxylon fragiforme, 1047 nucleotides. RefSeq lists its product as uncharacterized. The transcript has 3 exons. Bases 146 to 697 code for a protein of 183 amino acids. NCBI's taxonomy places the organism in Eukaryota, Fungi, Ascomycota, Sordariomycetes, Xylariales, Hypoxylaceae. The record is from RefSeq and is a predicted model, not a curated record.
AACAAAACAAAACAAAACAAAACAAUACGACACUAAGAAGGACACUCAAGUCCACCCUAGUAGUUCUUGCUUGAUCGCUCUUCGUCAUACCAUCUGUAUCUACUCCUUGACGAACAUAAUCUGUACCAACCAACCCAAACUCAUCAUGAAGUGGUCCCUCAACCUUCUACCUUUAGGCCUCCUUACAUCAUUCACCUUUGCUGCGCCCGUUGCCGAACGGCAACUUGACCUCUACCAGUUUCAGAUCUCCUGCCCAGCAAACAAGAAUGUCGAUGGUCGAUUCCUCUCGAUAAGCAACGCUACCUUGGGCGUCUUCGAUGAGGCCACUGUCGACCCCGUAAGAGUCUAUGCUACCGAAAGCGAGAGAAAUGGCUGCAGCGAGCUACACACGUACCCCGUGGGCAUCGUCGACCACUCCAUCGGCCUCGUCGGCCAGCCUAGCUUGCUGACUCUCGUGGAUAUGGUGAACCCUCGUGAGGCUGAGCCAAACGUAGGAGAUGUUACCCUCUUUAACACUUUCCGCCUCACGGAUGGAAAGCUCACCAAUGAUAUUGAGGGCCAAUGGAUGGCCUUCCCCGGCUCCGGCAACAGUUGGAAGGUAAAAUGGUCUGACGGUUCUGCUGUUAUUACUGCAGACUUCAUGAUGGUUGAUAUUCUGUACAAGAGCGCCGGUGAGGGUCGCUACAAUGGAGACUGAAAAAGCAACUCACGCUAAAAGUUGAUUUAAAAGGGGGGAGGGGAAAAGAUUAACGGCUAGGUGCUUAAGUAUUUACCUAUGAUGCCUAAAAUGGUCACUUUUACUGGGUUUUCUUGAUACCUACUUCAGUCUAAUUGCGCCCAUGCGAAAAAUAAAAGUUUAGUAUUUGCUUAUAUACGUCUACCUCUAGGUCUAUUUGGCAUUUGCCUCUGCCGAUGACAUAGUACUUGUAACUGUCCUAUUAAUAGGACUCAUGUCACAACGCCCCCCUUUUCUCUUGGCAUUGUAUGCAGCAAAAUAGGGCUGAGCUGCAGGGAUUUUGAUUCGCUGGCUCGGACAUGUUCCCCAUA